Acanthosepion pharaonis is the source of this 1047-nucleotide messenger RNA. The record is from the annotation of a GenBank genome assembly. NCBI's taxonomy places the organism in Eukaryota, Metazoa, Mollusca, Cephalopoda, Sepiida, Sepiidae.
AUGAGUCGCCUCGUCCCAGUUGAACUUAAUCGACCGACCCGCCCCGAUAUAGACGUUGCAAAAUCGAUAGUGAAAGGUGGGGAAGCUGAUUGGCUAGCUGCCGGUAAUCACGAGGUGCUGACGUCAGAGAUAACUCGUGACUUGUUUUCUUCCUCCCCUCUUACACAUCCCCUCCAUUAUUCCCCUCUAACGUCGGCAUCCCCCACCACCACCACCACUUCGCCUUUCUUGAUUCCUCUUUUAGUGAUCGACACACGGGCAGGAAUCGACAGUGUGCGCUUCUCGACGCUUAAGCCGGCGUCGACGUGCACCCCGCCCCAACCGCCUCCACUAACCCCGGUCCAUCAAAUAUUGUGUACAAUGAACACCCCCAUCGUUUUCCGAGCUGGCCUCUCUCUUCCUCUCACUCUAAGUCGCGUUCUGCUACUCUCUCUUUUCCUAUCAGUGCUUUCUGGUUCAUUUUUCUUUCUUUCUUUCUUUCUUUCUUUCUUUCUUUCUUUCUUUCUUUCUUUCUUUCUUUCCAGCCAACUUUCUUGUUUUCCAUUUCCAUUUUUUAUUCUUUUCCAGUUUCUUUUCCUUUCUUUCUUUCUUUCUUUCGUUUCGUUUCUUUCGUUUCUUUCUUUCUUUCUUUCUUUCUUUCUUUCUUUCUUUCUUUUCCAGCUAAUUUUCUUAUUUUCCUUUUCCAGCUUUCAUUCUUUUCCAUUUUCUUUCUUUCUUUCUUUCUUUCUUUCUUUCUUUCUUUCUUUCUCACUUGUCCCGACAUAUUCUUCCCCCUCUCGCUCGGUCUUCAUUUCUAUCUUCCCUCUCUCCACAAUCUUCUCUCUUCUUCUUCUUCUUCUUCUGUUCCUCUCUAAGUCGAACCACCCGCCUUUCCCCCACCUCUCUCCCCUUUUCAUUUCGCUCCUAAUUCCACAAAUCUAUCUAUCUAUCUAUCUAUCUAUCUAUCUAUCUAUCUAUCUAUCUAUCUAUCUAUCUCAGCCUGAUCUAUGUAUCUCUCUCAGUUUGGUUCUAUCUAUCUAUCUAUCUAUCUUUUUUUUAAAUUUCUGA